CGGCCCUACAAAUCUUGUCCCUGCGCGCGACUUCUUUGCACCAGUUUCCCAGGUCCGGUCUUUCACUGCGUUUCGGUUUUUGUCUUUCGUCCAAGGGUCUUUCGUCUUAAUCGUCAAAAUGGUGUCUCCUCAAGUAACCAACAUGGCUGUCAUCCUUGUGAUGAUGCAGCUGGCCAAGAAGAUUCCGUUCGAGAACCCCGAGAUUCUGAUGCUCGUCCGGGGGUUGUACGUCUUGUCCAACUUGAUCAUCUUGAGCAUUUACCUCUUUACGCAAAAGAAGAUCAACACGAAGAAGGACAUGACGACCCUCAAAUACGUCGAACCCGCUCCUAUGGGUAGCAGCGAGGAACCCCGUCCCGUGACGACGACCAACAUGGACUACGAUAAGACGCAGCUGCGCCAGCUGAUCAAGAGCCAGUUGAUGGGCGUUGGCAUGAUGGGCGUGAUGCACCUGUACUUCAAGUACACCAACCCGCUCCUGAUCCAGUCGAUCAUCCCGCUCAAGAGCGCGCUCGAGUCGAACCUGGUCAAGAUUCAUAUCUUCGGCAAGCCGGCCACCGGUGAUCUGCAGCGGCCAUUCAAGGCUGGCAACAGCUUCAUGAACCAGGGUCAGGUCAAGAGUGACAAGGCGUCUGUUGAGCAGGCGGAGAAGAACUAUCGCGGUGGUGUUAAGGAGGAGUAAAUGUGAUGAACUGCUAUGAUUUUUACUAUGUGGGGGAUAUUUUGCAUUCUGAAAUGGAAGGGUUGACCAAAAAGAGCAUACUGUAUACAUAGAUAAUUGUGAGCCGUGGGGGGCUCUUGUUUGGGGUGAUAUUCUAAUUUGAUUCUUAUCAUGACUCAAGAUUUACACCGACGUUGAUCAGGUGAUGCCAACGCGGGAGAACAUUGUUGGCAUGUAAUGUGGGGAAGAACUUUCUCGUAAGUACCAGAUGGUCAGGGCUAGAU
Molecule: messenger RNA, 945 nt
Organism: Aspergillus ruber CBS 135680
Lineage: Eukaryota; Fungi; Ascomycota; Eurotiomycetes; Eurotiales; Aspergillaceae
Product: PHO88 family protein
Exons: 3
Coding region: 143-682 (179 amino acids)
Biological process (GO): protein targeting to ER
Cellular component (GO): endoplasmic reticulum; mitochondrion
Source: RefSeq, a predicted model, not a curated record